Fusarium redolens is the source of this 1398-nucleotide messenger RNA. RefSeq names its product kinase-like domain-containing protein. The transcript has a single exon. The record is from RefSeq and is a predicted model, not a curated record. NCBI's taxonomy places the organism in Eukaryota, Fungi, Ascomycota, Sordariomycetes, Hypocreales, Nectriaceae. The coding region runs from base 1 to 1398 and encodes 465 amino acids.
AUGUUGAGCCCCUUGGAAUACGAUUCAGACCCAUGGACAGACACUGAUUCAGAAAUCAACUCAGACGACCUCACGGACAUCUGCUCAAACGACGGCUCAAACGAUGGCUCAGAUGGCGACUCUGAUGACGACUCUGAUGACGGCUCAGAGCUUGAUCGUGAUGUCUUUGGCCCUCUCGUUGACAUUAGCGAGGAGUCCAUCCUCGCUCUGGCCACUAGAAUCGCCAAAGAUGUGCUGCAUGUUCUCCCGGGCAAUGCAGAGCUUCUUAAAACAGUUUCCGGCUCCUACAACAUCGUCCACAUUGUGCAGCUAGAAACCGUCAAGCUCGUUAUUCGAAUCCCCGCUACAGGCUGGGGCUAUGGAAUGACAAAGGCAGCAGCAGAUGCCCUUGCGUCGCAAGUCACAACAAUGCGUUUCAUCAAAGAACAAACCGGAGCGCCUGUGCCCGAGGUGUACAGCUGGGACCCAACCAACAACAACGAAAUUGGUGCGCCUUUCAUCUGCAUGAGCUUUGUUACUGGAGAGACCGUGUCUAGUGUCUGGUUCAAAGACUCAAUGGAUGCCGAGGCGCGAGAACAGUUUCGUCUCAACAUUCUGACCAGCAUCGCAGCCAUCAUGGCUAAAUUCUCUUCCAUGACCUUCGACAAAAUCGGCUCUCUCAUGCAAGCAGAAGACGGUUCCAUCUUUGUCGGUCCAGUGUUUGAAUGGGAUGAGAAGGACGAUGGCAGUGUGCAUGCUAAAGCUGGGCGCACAUACUUCUCAACAGAUGAGUUUAUGGCGUGCAGCAUGGAGCCUGCAACUAGAGACAACGUCUGGGGAUAUGCAGAGGCCAAAGUGCUCAAAAUUCUCUUGGAGAACUCACCACUUCUUCAUUCUCAUUCUCACUUUGUUCUGUGUCCACCCGACUUUGAUUCCCAGAACGUCCUUGUGGACGAAGAAGGAAAAGUGACUGGAUUCAUUGACUGGGAUCAUUGCCAGACGGUACCACGUCACCUUGGGUACGCCGCUUAUCCAGGAUGGAUCACUAGGGACUGGGAUCCUUUGAUGUAUGGCUGGCCCCAUAUGCCAGGCUUUGAGGAUUCUCCAGACGACCUACAACGAUAUCGAGCGCACUACAACAAAGAGAUGUGUAAGGAAUUGUCAGGGCAAGGAGACUGUGCUCUUACGAAAGACUCCCACAUUGCUGAAGCCGUCUUCAUUGCGGCAUUCAGCUCCAUGAGCAGGCUGGAGAUCUGUCGCAAGUUUGUUGAAGUCGCCCUAAAUCUGCACAAAGAAGACAGUCUGGGUGUUCUUUUGGAAAUUGGCGAGGGUGAGUUUGACAAAGAAGACUGGGAAGACUUGGAAUACAAGUUGAAAGCUUUGGUCUGUCCGCCAGUCACACCCUCACGAGAAGGUUGA